This is a messenger RNA of Gloeophyllum trabeum ATCC 11539, 1159 nucleotides long. RefSeq lists its product as uncharacterized. The record is from RefSeq and is a predicted model, not a curated record. The transcript is spliced from 7 exons. Lineage: Eukaryota; Fungi; Basidiomycota; Agaricomycetes; Gloeophyllales; Gloeophyllaceae. The coding region runs from base 65 to 1003 and encodes 312 amino acids.
CACAAACUCCUAAAAUGUUGCCACCCUUCCUCUUCCGCUCUCUCACCUAGACUUCUGUACGACCAUGGCUACGAAUCUCCUCUCUUUGCUGCUAUCGUUAUGUCUUUCUGCUUCAUGUACUGCUAACGCUGCGAGAGGAGCGCCACCAACGCCACUCUCGCGCAGGGACUCGACCGGAUACGUCAAUCCGGUUACCAACGGGGGUAGCAUGUUAACGAAUGCGCCGAACACAUACCCGGCCGGAUUGGGAGAGCCUCUGAACGCUAUCAUUUCCGGUAACUCAGACUCGGACGUAUUGAGUUUGACGGGCGAUAGCGGAUUGAAUAAUUACUUCUUAUCUAUUGGCUUCGGUACGGAAUGCUUAGGCAUUCACGAAGGAGAUGCUCAGACAGCAAACCUUGGGGAUGGCAAAGGGACUGUUAAUGAGACUGCUGAGAUCCGUUGGGAUUACUACAAUCCUGGUCUUGGUACUUGUACUGAGACUCAGCAGGGAGGAAAUCACUUCAGGUAUUGGGUGCAGAAUGGGACGAACGUCAAUACUGGUGCUAUUUUCAUGGCGGUUAGUUAUGAGCUCCCCUUAGCACAGAAUCACGACAUCGUCCCCAAUGGCUACAACCUAGGCCGAGAUUGGCUGGUCGGCAAUGCUACCUCCCGGAACAUCACGACCUCAGAUUACUCUACCUCCGGUGGUACCCAGUUCUCAGGCUCCACGUCUUACAACGGGUGGACGUACCAGACGACGGCGACGUAUACCACAGGCUUGCUGAACGCGACCAGCGAUGGAAUCAACCAUUACGCAACCGUCGCAGUGAAUGGACAACCCGCCAUCGAUGGGUUGGUAGCCGUGCUAGAAGUGAAAGUGACGCAGAAGGGCAGCGGGAGUUCCUCUAGCAGCAACAAGACUUCUGCUGCGCCAUCACUCGUGUACUCUCCGAUACAAUAUCUCACGUUGGCCUUGGUGGCCCCGAUCAUUGCAUUCUUCGCGCUUUACGCGGCGCUGUAGAUGAGGCCCGCUGGUUCGGACAUUGAGUGUGAUAUAGACUGCCUGUAGACUAGAUGCCGAUGACGGACAUUGCAGUAUUCGUCACUAACUCUGUAGCUAACGGACCUGGAUACUUUACAAGAUACCUGAGAGUUGGACUCUUGUGGUUCAAUUUUG